UCAUCUAAUCAUGGCCACAACAAUGAAGAAGAUCUUCCUCUUCGUGCUGCUGGUGAUAACAACCUUCACGACGGUUCUCUUUGGUUCUUGUUCGGCUACUGUCUACACCGUUGGGGACUCGGCUGGAUGGAUUGCGAAAGAAGGCUUGUACUACGAAUGGGCCAAGGAAAAGGUGUUUUACGUAGGAGACUCUUUGGUCUUCAAAUACGAUCCCUACGUGAACGACGUUACUCAAGUUUGGGGCGCUUUAGAAUUAGAAUUCUGCGAGAGUUCUUCUCCUAAAGCCGUCUACAAUACAGGACAUGAUGUGGUAACCUUCACGGAACCCGGAGAUCACUACUUCAUCAGCUCAAAUCAAGCUCAAUGCGUACUUGGACAGAGGCUCGACGUCCUUGUUGUUCAUGACCCGUCACGUCCUAUUCCUCCACCACCACCGAGCAAGAUCCUUCCUUCUGGCGAAAUCUACAAGGUCGGUGACUCUAACGCAUGGAGCGUUCCUGAAGAGAGCGACUACUAUAACAAGUGGAGUCAGGAUAAACUGUUUCAUGUAGGAGAUAGUCUACUUUUCUUAUACGACAAGGAAGUAAACGACGUCUUAGAGAUUACCGGUGACCUUGAAUUCAUAACCUGCGACCCGACUUCUCGCGUAGCCGUGCACAAGACGGGCCAUGAUCUCGUUACGCUCACCAAACCAGGAGUUCACUAUUUCAUUAGCUCAGAGACGGGUCACUGCGCCGCUGGGCUUAAGCUUCGAGUUGUGGUCGGACCAUUACCCAAACCCGUUACUUUCACCAAUUUUCCCAAGAAGAUGGAUUUGUCAGCUAUGCACCGCCUCACAGAGUGGUUAAACACUUUCAUACCCCAGCCCCAUCACUAAAGUUUUCGUGUUUAUUUGGUUUUUUCUUUUCCUUGUUUCUUCCUUAAGACCCAAGUUUGUUUAGUUCUUGUUUUCC
Camelina sativa (false flax) is the source of this 953-nucleotide messenger RNA. Its product is annotated as blue copper protein-like. NCBI's taxonomy places the organism in Eukaryota, Viridiplantae, Streptophyta, Magnoliopsida, Brassicales, Brassicaceae. Gene Ontology annotation, molecular function: electron transfer activity. Gene Ontology annotation, cellular component: plasma membrane. The record is from RefSeq and is a predicted model, not a curated record.